GGUGACAGCGAAGCAGGAAGCUCCCUGCAGGCUGGGAGUGGUCGGCCGACGCUAUAAAAGACAACUCGUCUUCCUCCUUUCUGCAUUCCACUCCUCUCUGCCUCCUCUUCCUCAUAGCCGAGACCAAACCUGUUCAGGAUGUCGUGGGACCUACACCUUGAUCGACUGAAGGUAGAAACGGUUACAGAAGCGGGUAUCUUUGGGUUGGAUGGGAGUAUAUGGGCGAGCACAGAGGGCCUGAAGAACGUGACGGGGGAGCAGAUUAAGAUCCUGGCUGGUGAAUCAGCAGCUAUGUAUAGUUGUGGCCCGAAGGUCGGCGCUAUGAAGUGCGUGAUGCUCAAAGACGACCGAGAGGAUUUAAAUAGUCUGUGUCUGCACCUCAAGACCUCGGCAGCUGAUGGGAAUCUAGCUGUCUGCGUCGGCAAGAGCAUUCAAGCUAUUGUGCUCGUGAUUGGCACCGGUGCGGGGAACCAGCUGUCCAUCCCCGUGUACCAGCUCGUCAGCUACCUGAGGGGCGUCGGCUAUUAGGACUUCCUGUUCCCGACAAACAAGAUGGCCGCCCCCCCCCCCCCCCCCCCCCCCCCGUCCCCCGUCCCCCGUCCCUGCAUAACAACUCAAGAAUCCGUACAUUUUAGUUUUUAUCAUUUGAAUUCUGCCAUCAGGGAAAAAAACAAAAGUGUUCAAAGUUCACCUGACAGCAGUGUUACAUCAUCAUGUGUCCAAUCAAUAAAAGCUUUUAUUCUGAAAA
This is a messenger RNA of Cyclopterus lumpus (lumpfish), 748 nucleotides long. RefSeq names its product profilin-like. The record is from RefSeq and is a predicted model, not a curated record. Bases 139 to 528 code for a protein of 129 amino acids. Gene Ontology annotation, molecular function: actin binding. The transcript is spliced from 4 exons. Lineage: Eukaryota; Metazoa; Chordata; Actinopteri; Perciformes; Cyclopteridae.